AGAUACAUUCAUCAUUUUGGUCAACCCACCACCAAUCUCUCGCCCUUGGAGAGUCUUUGUAUCAUUCCUGCGGCACUUUCAGACGUCGGCCCUCGCUCGUAGGCCAUCGUUCUUCCGUGCAUGCUUCCUGUACAUGCAUCUUCAAUUCAGCGAGCAACAAUGAACAGACAUGGCUAUUCCAAUUCAGGCGCAUAUCCGCUGGGCGGGCGCUCCCAAUUUUCAAUCGAACCUCACAAGUUCGCUCCCCGCUCACAGCCCGCCAUGCGACGACGUCGUCAACUCAUGCUCCGACUGGCCUUGAUUGGCUCUCUCCUUUUGGCCGCCAUCUUCCUCUUCUUCCCCUCGACUCGUCAAGCUGUACUACCUGCGCUAUCACUAGGACUCUUUUCUGGAAGCCAACAGCUACAACUCGAGACCGUCCGAUACUACGAUCUUGCCAACGUUCAAGGCACUGCAAGAGGUUGGGAACGGGAGGAGAGAAUUCUGCUCUGCGCCCCUCUCAGAGAUGCAUCUCCUCAUCUGCCCAUGUUCUUUUCCCAUCUGCGCAAUCUGACUUAUCCGCAUCAUCUCAUUGAUCUGGCCUUCCUGGUCGGUGACUCCAAGGACAACACUCUUACUCUACUCUCUGAUCUUUUGGCCAACUUGCAGGCCAGCGAGAAGGAUGGUAUGCCCUUUGGAGAGGUCUCGGUUAUUGAAAAGGACUUCGGUCAAAAGGUCAAUCAAGAUGUUGAGAGUAGACACGGUUUCGCUGCACAAGCUAGCAGAAGAAAGAGUAUGGCACAGGCACGCAACUGGCUUCUGAGUGCAGCUCUGCGCCCAACACACAGCUGGGUAUACUGGAGAGAUGUUGAUGUCGAGACGGCACCAUUCACCAUUCUGGAAGACUUGAUGAGACACAACAAGGAUGUCAUUGUGCCCAACGUUUGGAGACCGCUUCCUGAUUGGCUUGGUGGUGAACAACCAUACGAUCUGAACUCAUGGCAAGAGUCCGAGACUGCAUUGGCACUUGCCGACACUCUAGACGAAGACGCUGUUAUCGUAGAGGGUUAUGCAGAGUAUGCCACCUGGCGUCCUCAUUUGGCCUACCUCCGUGAUCCAUAUGGUGACCCGGACAUGGAGAUGGAGAUCGAUGGCGUUGGUGGUGUCAGUAUCCUGGCAAAGGCCAAGGUCUUCCGUUCAGGUGUCCAUUUCCCGGCAUUCAGUUUCGAGAAGCACGCAGAAACCGAGGGAUUCGGCAAGAUGGCCAAACGCAUGCAGUAUUCGGUAGUCGGCCUCCCCCACUACACCAUCUGGCAUUUGUACGAGCCCAGCUUGGACGACAUUCGACACAUGGAAGAAAUGGAGAAGGAGAGAAAAGCGCAUGAAGAAGAAGAGCUCAAGAACAAGGAACGCAUGGACAAAAUCCAGUCCCAAUUCGACGACACUGCUAGCGAAUGGGAAAAGGACAAGUCGGAAAUCGAUGACGCACAGAAAGCAGCAGAUGCUGCAAAGAAAGUCGUCGGAGGUGUCAAGGAUGCUGCUGGAAAUGUCAAGGAGGCUGCCGGGAGCGUAAAGGACAAGGUCAAGCAGGUGGCUGGUGAGGCCAAAGUUGCAGCAAAGGACGCAGCUGGGGCUGUCAAGGAUAACGCCAAAGGACUAGUUGACAAGGCUGAAGAGGUAGCCGGUGCAGCUGUGAAAGGUGAGGGUGCAGCAGCCGCUGCAGUAGUAGGGCAAAAAAAGGACGACAAGCUCUAGAGUGAAACAGGAGUCGAUCAUGGUUAUCAUAAACGAACACGGGGAAUAAAUAUGUUAGUAUAUACAUUUACAAAAAAGCAGACUAAAGAACCACAGUCAUGAUGCCAGUCCCGCAGACCUGUCUGUAUG
Molecule: messenger RNA, 1863 nt
Organism: Aureobasidium subglaciale EXF-2481
Lineage: Eukaryota; Fungi; Ascomycota; Dothideomycetes; Dothideales; Saccotheciaceae
Product: glycosyltransferase family 62 protein
Exons: 5
Coding region: 121-1734 (537 amino acids)
Biological process (GO): cell wall mannoprotein biosynthetic process; protein N-linked glycosylation
Cellular component (GO): mannan polymerase complex
Molecular function (GO): alpha-1,6-mannosyltransferase activity
Source: RefSeq, a predicted model, not a curated record